This is a messenger RNA of Elephantulus edwardii (Cape elephant shrew), 1995 nucleotides long. RefSeq names its product kinesin-like protein KIF2B-like. The coding region runs from base 1 to 1995 and encodes 664 amino acids. The record is from RefSeq and is a predicted model, not a curated record. Lineage: Eukaryota; Metazoa; Chordata; Mammalia; Macroscelidea; Macroscelididae. Gene Ontology annotation, molecular function: ATP binding; microtubule motor activity; microtubule binding. Gene Ontology annotation, biological process: microtubule-based movement. The transcript has a single exon.
AUGGCCAGCCAGUUGUGCCUGCCACAUCCCUCUCCCCUUUCACCCUUGAAAUCCUUCAAGCCACCAUUCAGUGACGUCCAAGUGGGUAUCUGCGUGGCGAUCAAGCGCAGCGACGGGCGGAUCCACCUCGCUGUGGUCACCAAGAUCAACAGAGAAAACGCCUGGGUCACGGUCGAGUGGGUCGAGAAAGAAGUCAAAAAAGGCAAAAAGAUUGACCUGGAGAGCAUAUUCCUGCUGAAUCCAGCGCUGUUCUCCGCUCCGCACCCAGAGCGGCCCAGGGCCCUCGCUCCCUUCUCUCUAGCGCCGCCUUCUGCUCUCGCAGACCAGGCCGCAUGGUGGGUGACGACGAUUCCCCAGAAGAAUGAGCUUUCCUCUGGGGACAGCCUGGCCUUGCGUGUCCCCAGCCAACUUUGUGUGAUGAAACGGAGAAAGUCUCCCUGCGUCCUGGAGAUCGAGAAACUGCAAAGGCAGCGGGAAGAGCGCCGGCAGCGGCAGAUGGAGAUCCGGGCCAUCCGCUCCGGGAACCCCAACUCCGAGGUCAUGCGCAUGAUCGAGGACUACCGCAGGUACUUGGACAGCAGCAAGCUGCCAGGUGGGGAGCCCCUGAGAGACCACCGCAUCUGCGUCUGCGCGAGGAAGCGGCCUCUCAACCAGCGAGAGACGGGCAUGAAAGAGCUGGACAUCAUCACCAUCCCAUCCAACACGGUGGUGAUGGUGCACGAGGCCAAGCAGAAGGUGGACCUCACGCGCUACCUGGAGAACCACAUCUUCUUCUUCGACCGUGCCUUUGACGACACAGCCUCCAACGAGCUGGUAUACCAGUUCACCGCCCAGCCGCUGGUAGAGUCCAUCUUCCGCAAGGGCAUGGCCACCUGCUUCGCCUAUGGGCAGACGGGCAGCGGGAAGACGCACACCAUGGGUGGGGACUUCGCCGACGGAGAGCAGGAUUGCUCCAAAGGCAUGUACAGCCUGGUCGCGCGGGAUGUCUUCCUCCUGCUCAAAACCCCCGCUUACGAGAAACUCAACCUCCAAGUCUACGGGACAUUUUUUGAGAUCUAUGGUGGCAAAGUGUAUGACCUCUUGAACUGGAGGAAGCAGCUGCAAGUCUUUGAAGACAGUCGCCAGCAAAUGCAGGUGGUGGGGCUGCGGGAGCAGGAGGUGGGCUGCGUGGAGGACGUGCUGAACCUGGUGGAGCUGGGGAAAAGCUGCCGCACUUCCGGACAAACGUCUGUCAAUACGCACUCCUCCAGGAGCCACGCUGUAUUCCAGGUCAUCCUCAAGUCCGAAGGGGAACUGCACGGCAAGUUCUCCCUGAUUGACUUAGCUGGGAAUGAGCGCGGAGCAGACAUCUCCAGGGGCAACCGCAAGAGGCAGCUGGAAGGGGCAGAAAUUAACAAGAGUCUUCUGGCGCUCAAGGAGUGCAUCCGGGCUUUGGGCCAGAAUAAGCCUCAUACGCCGUUCAGAGCCAGCAAACUCACGCAGGUGCUCCGGGACUCCUUUAUAGGGCAGAAUUCCUCCACUUGCAUGAUUGUUACUAUUUCCCCAGGGAUGGCCUCUUGCGAGAAUACCCUCAACACUUUAAGAUAUGCCAACAGAGUAAAACAAAUAACCCUCGUUAUCAACCCCCACCAUCGGAGGCUCGGCCCUGCUGGGUAUAAGAGAUCCAGUAUGUUGGGAAAGCCCGUAACGAUUUCAGCAGUACCCCUUCACAGACAUGGCUUUAGUACAAUGUCCUAUCUACAGAGUGAGGAGGAAGAGGAAGACGUGGAAACAUUGCGCACUCCUUCAGAGGAGAAUGCUUUGACUUCGUGGACAGAACCCAACCAGUGGCCCAUGGACAUGCAAAAGAUAGCGGAUAGGAUGAACUGUGAUGUAGACUUUUGCAUUGCUCAGUUACUGGACACGUUGGAUCAGAAGAUUGGUGUCCUGAUUGAGAUUCAGAAGAAAUUGCGUUUACUACGGGCUGACUUCCAAAUGAAGACCAGAGUGGAAUGA